GAGAACUCUCCGAAUGCUGAUUUAGAAGCCUGCUUCUAUGAUGGAGCUAAAAUCCAAAAAACAGCAGAGUUCAUUCGGAUAAUUGAAAAAUCUGGGAAGUCCCACACGCUGAAACAUGGGAACAGAAUAAGUGGCAUGGGUGAUGAAAUUAAAUAUUACGUGGAUCAUGCCAAUGAGAGCCACCAGGUUUGUCUCUCCUUGGAAUCAGCUGUUAAUGUUGAGGAGAAAAAAGGUGAUGAUCUUUCUUUGUUCCCUGUGACGUUUGGGAGGAGACCAAUAAUUAUAGAUUCUCCAAAGCCCCUUAUAGAGCCAACAUCUACUGGGGAAACAGGAUGCGGACACAAGGAUCAAGACUCCACCAACAAGGUUUUAAGCAGCACAUCCUCUCCCAACCAGAUGCCAAACAUCAAUCCCUCUAUGCUGUCAUAUGAAGGAUCUGUAUUUUCUGCUCAGACUGUCACUACCUCCACUACCACUAAAACCCACACUCCGGAUCCAAGCCAAGUCAUUAAAUCUGUAUUUGUUAAAAACGUGGGAUGGGCAUCUCAGCUAAACACAGGGGCUGUAUGGGUGCAGUUCAACGAUGGCUCUCAGCUUGUAGUCCAGCCAGGAGUUUCUACAAUUAUCUAUACGGACCCAAAUGGACAAGUAACAAGACAUGGAGAAAAUGACAGACUUCCAGACUACAUCAAAAGCAAAUUGCAGUGCCUUUCUUCUAUCCUAAUGCUCUUUGCUAACUCCUCCAGCCAUUCAUGA
Molecule: messenger RNA, 756 nt
Organism: Staurois parvus
Lineage: Eukaryota; Metazoa; Chordata; Amphibia; Anura; Ranidae
Source: the annotation of a GenBank genome assembly